This is a messenger RNA of Lotus japonicus, 2030 nucleotides long. Its product is annotated as carotenoid 9,10(9',10')-cleavage dioxygenase-like. Gene Ontology annotation, cellular component: chloroplast stroma. Gene Ontology annotation, molecular function: carotenoid dioxygenase activity. Gene Ontology annotation, biological process: carotene catabolic process. The record is from RefSeq and is a predicted model, not a curated record. The transcript is spliced from 13 exons. Bases 48 to 1814 code for a protein of 588 amino acids. NCBI's taxonomy places the organism in Eukaryota, Viridiplantae, Streptophyta, Magnoliopsida, Fabales, Fabaceae.
CUACUUGUGUACAAGAUUUGUUUUGCUUUUCCUUCCUUUCUGCUCCCAUGGCCAUUUCAUAUAAUAAUGCAUUUCUAGUGAAUUGCUCCAUUCACAAAAGACCCCUGUAUGUCUCAAACAAUAAUUUUGGUGACUACAUCAUUCCACUUUUCUCUGCUUUCAAGCCAAUGAUCAUGAAAGCUAUGCCUGAAGUCUUCUUGCAAAUUGAUGUUCCAAAAACUAUGAAAAACAGUGCGGCUAAAUUAGUUGAUGCUUUUGUGGAUUCAUUCUUUGAAUUCAUUGACAAGCCUUUGCUUCCAUCUCAGAGUAACUAUGCUCCGGUGGAGGAGUUGGAGGAAGCCAUAGUUAUGAGCAGCAUCCAAGGACACAUUCCAGAUGGUUUUCCCGAGGGUGUAUACAUUAGAAAUGGCCCAAAUCCACUAUUUGGAGGACUGAAAUCAACAAAUUCUGUUUUUGGGAGGUCAAGUCACAUUUGGGUGGAAGGAGAAGGAAUGCUUCAUGCCUUGUAUUUUAAGAAAUCAAGUCAUGGGAAUUGGACUGUCCUCUACAACAACAAGCAUGUUGAGACAGAAACAUACAAGCUUGAAAAACAAAGAAACAAACCAUCGUUUCUUCCAGCAAUUGAAGGCGAUUCGCCAGCCAUUUUAUUCGCCUAUCUCCUAAAUUGGUUGCGAUUUGGCAAAGCAAACAAAUACAUUAGCAACACAAAUAUCAUUGAGCAUUCAGGGAAGUUUUACUCUGUUGCUGAAAGUCACAUCCCACAAGAGAUUGAUAUCUUCACUCUGAAAGCUUCAAACAAUUGGGAUGUCAAUGGAGCCUGGAACCGACCUUUUACAAGCCAUCCAAAGAAAGUUCCAGGUACAGGGGAACUAGUUACAUUUGGGGUGGCACCAACUAAACCUUUUGCUGUUGUUGGAAUUAUUUCUGCUGAUGGGAAAAAUUUAAUUCAUAAAGUUGAUCUCAAACUAAACAGGUGCAGCCUUUGCCAUGACAUAGGUGUUACAGAGAGGUACAUUGUGAUCAUGGAUUUUCCACUAACCAUUGAUCUAAACAGACUUCUUAGAGGAGGCUCAUUAAUAAAGUAUACUAAGGAGGAUAUUGCAAGGAUUGGGGUAAUGCCACGCUAUGGAAAUGCCAACUCAAUCAAAUGGUUUAAGGUGGAGCCUAAUUGCACAUUCCACAUAAUCAAUUCUUUUGAGGAUGGUCAUGAGGUUGUAGUGAGGGGAUGCAGAGCUCUUGAUUCAAUUAUUCCUGAACGUGACCCAAAUUUGAAGGAAUUUGAGUGGUUAUCUCGUUGUUAUGAAUGGAGAUUGAAUAUGCAAACUGGGGAGGUUAAGGAGAAAGAUCUUUGUGGAACAACAAAAGUUUAUAUGGAUUUUCCUAUGAUCAAUGAAAACUUCAUAGGUAUUAAGAAUAGAUAUGCAUACACACAAGUAGUUGAUCCCUCAUCAAGUACUACUCGAGAUGCACCAAAAUAUGGAGGUUUAGCAAAGCUCUACUUUGGAGAAUCAUGUGCAAAGUUCUCAACGAGGGACACAAAGCAACCUGAAGAACCAAUAAAAGUUGAAUACCACAUGUUUGAGAAGAAUGUAUUUUGUAGUGGGGCAGCAUUUGUGCCUAAAGAUGGGGGUGUUGAAGAAGAUGAUGGUUGGGUCAUCACUUUUGUUCACAAUGAAGAUACCAACACAUCUGAAGUUCGUGUAAUUGACACGAAGAAGUUUUCUAGUGAGCCAGUCGCCAAAAUCACAUUGCCUUGUAGAGUUCCAUAUGGGUUUCAUGGAGCUUUCAUGUCAAUCUCAUUCAAGGCUCAAUAGGCUGUCCCAACAAUCGAAUCGCGGUAAAUCAUUAGUUAUCGAUGUAACUAUAGUUGUCAGUAAAUGAUCUGUUUCUUGCUGUGUGUGCGGAAUGGUCCUAUCGUUAGCUGAUUGUGAUAAAGGAGGAUGUGGUUGACGUUGAUAAACUUGAUGUAGAAGUGUAAAGUAAUUUAUCGUAUUUGAAAUAUACAAUUAUAGGAUUUUUGUUGUUGUCAA